CUCCAGAGCUCCCGUCCCGCACCUGCAGCCACGGUCUCACGGACACGGACCAACUCGCCAGUCGCAUCCUCGACCUCGAGUCUCGACUUCUCCCGAGCGGUCGGCGGCGACUCCCAAGCCCUAGCGCCGUCUUCGAGUGGCGGGCAGCCGGCGGAAGGCAACGGCGACCGCGUGCACGGGCGGACUCCGCGGCAGGGCGGCAUCGACGGGACAGGCAGCGCGGCAGUGGCAGGGACGCUCGGCCGCCGGUCGGGGCGUUGUGUCGGGCGGAGCCACUGCCUGCCCUGAGGCUACGACCUUCAAGCCUGCCACCACCCACCGCCAGCCUCGUCUGCCACUGUCUCGAGCUCUACUUCACUCUCCGGGAAUAGUUGCAUCCUGGCUGGCAAUGAAUUUUUAUCUGUCGCUCUGGCUCUGCCCAGUCGUUGUUCGAUGAAAUGCCCACCGGCUACCGCAGUAAUAACUCCCUCCAGCUCCAGCAAAUUGCCAUUGCUCUAGAGAUGCAUGUGUGGUUCUCGGUGCAGUUUCAUAUCUUUUAGGAAUUAGGAUUGGACUUUUAAUACACAAUGGCAUCGAUCAUAUCUGAGGCAAGAAACAUUCGCGCACUCUCUCUGCGAUUGCGGACAUUGGGCGAGACGUUUCAGCAUGGUCCUUUUAAUCGUAGCGUGCAGCGGAGGUGGAAAAAGCCUGUGGAUUCGGCGAGAACACGUCUCGAGGGAAGAACAAGGGAUCAUAGGCUGGACAAGCUAAUGGUUCAGCUGAGGAACUUGAGAUUGGCCUUGGCUUUGCAUGAGGUGAUAUCUCAGCAGAGGAACGGAUAUGCGUCUCUCCAACUUCUGUCAAAGUGGAGACAUGAGGUCGGGUUGAACAUUGAGAUCGGUGCUUUCCUCAAGAAGUAUCCCCACAUUUUUCAGAUUUAUGUGCACCCUGUCAAGAAAAACCACUGCUGCAAGAUCACACAGAAGAUGUCCGACUUGAUCGCAGAGGAAGAUGCUGUCAUCAGGGAGAAUGAGGUCGACAUAGUUCAGCGGCUGAAGAAACUUCUCAUGCUCUCUGUGAAUGGAACUCUGAAUAUGCACGCAUUAUGGCUCAUAAGAAGGGAACUUGGGCUUCCUGAUGAUUAUAGGUCCUCUAUACUGCCAAACCAUCAACAUUAUUUACCCUUUGAAUCCCCAGAUACUCUGUCACUUGUCUCUAGGGAUGAAGCAUUAGCUGUAGCUAAGGUUGAAGAAUGGAGGAAAAGGGAGUACACAGAAAAAUGGCUAGCUGAAUCAGAGACAAAAUAUGCUUUCCCAAUCAGCUUCCCAACUGGAUUUAAGAUUGAGAAAGGUUUCAGGGAAAAACUCAAGAACUGGCAGAGGCUUCCCUACACUAAACCUUAUGAGAAGAAUGAUUCGCAUCUGAUCCACAAUGUGGAGCGGCUUGAGAAACACAUUGUUGGUGUUCUUCAUGAGCUUUUAAGCCUGACGGUCGAAAAGAUGAUGCCAAUUGAGAGAUUGUCACACUUCAGAAGAGUGUAUGCUAUGGAGGUAAACCUGCGAGAAUUUCUUCUCAAAUAUCCAGGCAUUUUCUACAUCUCGACGAAAGGAAGUGCACAGACAGUCAUCCUAAGGGAGAGUUACAGUAAAGGAUGUCUGAUUGAGCCUAACCCUGUAUACAUUGUGCGGAGGAAAAUGCUAGACCUCAUAUUGUCUGGAUGUCGUAACAUUGGCGAAUGUCAACAGGAUAGUGCAACUUGGUCUGCUGAGUAUGAUCUGGCAAGCAGUCAUAGGUGCUAGGAUAACAUAUGCCAGGUGGAUUCUGUGAUUCCAUACUGGAACGUGGAAUUAGAAGUGACUCAUAUGGAAAUAACCAAUUAACUGAGGAGUUCCCCCGCAGAUCUUGCUGUAAUCUCUACAUCUGAAAAAUACCUACUGAUAUCAUCUGCCCGGGGUGAAGCGAAGCCUACCCAAGCUGAGCCAGCGAGCUCCCCCAUCUCCGUCACCGAGCAAGGAUUGGUUAAUGCUGAGCUACUGGGUGAAGCAACUGGAGGCAUGGUGAUUUCAGCUAUUUACAAUAUGGUGCCCAGUGUGAUGAAGAAAGAUGAUCUAUUAACAAAACUUAUUCACUUUCAUGCUUUAUCAGUUCAUGUUUGAUAAACAAGAAGGAAUAGGAUAUCAAAAGUACAGUCAGAGGAAGUCAACUUAACUGUGAAAUCUGGACUGGCAAUGGACGUUGACCCGGAAUUCAUAUUCUAGGAGAGCAUUGGCUGCCAUGUACCAGUUAGUUUGAUCCAGUUUCCAGCCCUCUCCUGGACACUAAUUGCAGCUACGAAAUGGAAGAGCUCGGAGUUUGUUUUUUCAAUGUCCCCCUGCUCCUGGAACGAAGGAAGCACUUGGCAUUCUCUUUGUAGGCCCUUUGUUAAGGUUCUUAGUGUCCUUGCUACCAUUCGAUUGCGUUAAGUUCUGUAUGCAUUUUGCUAAGGGAUCUGAGCUUGUUUGAGAACAGACGAACAUUCAGUUCAUACCGAGUUAAUCUCAUGUAUAGAUUACUGCUUGAGCGAUGCUCCCGUGAUCAUUGUGGAAUUGUGUUUGAUCGAGAAGUAAAAUUGCCUGAGUCAGUUGUCACUGUACUUGAGAGAAGUGUUGAAGUGUGAACUUGAUCAAAGUUGAGUAUUGUUGACUUGUCUCUUAUCUUUGUAGCAUGUCCUGCCUGGUUGUAGUGGAAUCUGGCUAACUUUUGCUCGUAGGCUUUGUCCUCGACCACGAGUAAUAAUGUAUCUAUGGAAAA
Molecule: messenger RNA, 2769 nt
Organism: Sorghum bicolor (sorghum)
Lineage: Eukaryota; Viridiplantae; Streptophyta; Magnoliopsida; Poales; Poaceae
Product: protein ROOT PRIMORDIUM DEFECTIVE 1
Exons: 4
Coding region: 567-1778 (403 amino acids)
Molecular function (GO): RNA binding
Source: RefSeq, a predicted model, not a curated record